Truncatella angustata is the source of this 1962-nucleotide messenger RNA. Its product is annotated as mitochondrial ribosomal protein MRP51. The record is from RefSeq and is a predicted model, not a curated record. Gene Ontology annotation, biological process: mitochondrial translational initiation. Bases 163 to 1560 code for a protein of 465 amino acids. Gene Ontology annotation, molecular function: structural constituent of ribosome. The transcript has a single exon. Gene Ontology annotation, cellular component: mitochondrial small ribosomal subunit. NCBI's taxonomy places the organism in Eukaryota, Fungi, Ascomycota, Sordariomycetes, Amphisphaeriales, Sporocadaceae.
CUGGAUCGGCGUGGGUGGGUCCGUGCUGCCGCGGAAAUUCUGCAGGGAGCUCAGAAGCUUGAAGAUGAUGGCAAAGCAGUUUCCACUAGAAUUGGAUUGAGCUCGGCCUCGAGCACAACCUCCAUUUGUCCCUGUUACAAGGUAGAGGAAGCGAACAUCGACAUGGCUACAGCCAACGCUUCCCGGAGCGUCUCUCCCGGAGCGGCUCUGUUGAGGUCAUCUCGCAUGUUCUCCAUGCCAGCUCCCAUCUCAGCACCGGCCGACCUUUCUUUAGCAACAAAGCACAAAUCAGCGACUGCGACAACCCCGUUUCCUACACGUCUCUCGGUCACUACCACUGAGUCGUCGCGCGCGGUGGGUGAUUGGGGAUUCAAGCGCCCUUUCCCCUUGAAGACGACCACCAAGUCUACGCUGCCGCUGGUCAGGAUCAGACAGGUCGACUCCAUUGAGCAAGUAACGGAUUUCCAGUCGUCUUCGGACCAUACCAUCACUUUGAAAAAAUGGCAAGAACUCAAUAUGGACAUCACGGUGCCUCAAGAAGCCAGUGACAAGAGACCUGGCAAAUCCGUUUUUGAAGAGGCGAGCGACAUUACUGCACUAAGUGCCGAGGACAAGGUCAAGAAAGAGAGCAUCCGCUGGAAGUUCAGCGGACCGUGGCUGGCGGGUAUGACGGAAGGCGAGUUCAACCAGUACCUAUCAGAAACAGUGCGUGAAAGGCGCUCAGAAUUCCGAGACUACCUGAAGCAACAACUGGCCGCCGAGACGACCAACGACCGAAAGGCACAGGCAGCGGAGAAAGCAGAGGAGCUACCCGCACCCGUCCUGCCGAGUGACAUUUCCGAGGAAGCCCUGACCGAAUAUCUCAGGAGACUUCGCGGGGACCGCAUUCUCCUUUUCCAGCACGUCAGCCGAUUCUUGGAUCUCGCGCCGCUGGCACCACAAACGAGUAUAUUGGAGGGUCUGAACCACUUCGCGGUCAACAAGAGAUACGACAUCACCCUGAGUCCGUACGCGCAAAACGGCCCGCCAAUCACACAUCCGUCUGCCGGUCUCUCUUAUCUCCGCACCAAGAGCUAUGUAGACAACCAUCCUCUCUACGGCCCACAACAAAAGCAUCCUCCGGUGAAGGCGAGAAUCGUGUCGCCCAGAUCGGGCUCCACCGGCUACGUUGCCAAGAUUGGUGUUGCCGGUCUCAUAUCCAAAAUCCCAGAAGGAGAGACAACAUUCAACUACAAGAGCACGGGCCGUGGAAUGAGGGAGAAGAUCCCUGGUCUCAACGAGUUCGUUCCUGAUGUUUUCGGCGGUUCCAAGGUUUACGUGGCACCUCACAGGGCGUCAGUUGACCCCAAGGGCAAGAUGAUUCUUCAAUUUGAGGAGACGGAUGCGCAAGCGACGAUUAUACAGAAGGAGAUGGUAGGCGAAGGGGACGUUUGGGAGGCUGCUGUAAAGGAGAGGACCGAGUCUCUCACUGUCGAGAGACCCGGGGGGAUGCGACGGACGCAGCGCAGCAACCAAAGGGCUAUCUAUGGCAGCUCUGCCAACUAUGGCCUCGACCGGUAAGAAGCAUAUCAUCGGACUGCACUGCCCGUAAGUCGUAACCUGCAGGGGUUGCUUGUGCCGCUCAAGGACGAUGUCUUAGUCGAUACCCGUCAAUGUACACUAUUUGUGGGAUUGUGUAUACGUGUAUAAAUAUGAGAAGCCAGAUCUAAAGCAAAAUGGAUCUGCCAAUAACCCCGUUCUUCACCUGGCUUUGGAUAUGCAUUUGAUGUCCCCCUUGCGGCGCAAUGCCGCGGAAUCAACAUGUGCGCAUUGCCAUUUAUGAAUACUAUUGGCGCUGAAUGUGUCUAGGCUUGUGAGGCGAAUGCAAGAGCAGACAGUGCUGGUGCAAUAGCAACGAUCACAGGUUGUUGCCUCCCAAAAAGAUGCUUGCUAUAUAAUAUAUGCUCUACGGUAUGCCAACUU